This is a messenger RNA of Botrytis deweyae, 2694 nucleotides long. RefSeq lists its product as uncharacterized. Gene Ontology annotation, cellular component: nuclear pore. Bases 1 to 2694 code for a protein of 897 amino acids. Gene Ontology annotation, molecular function: structural constituent of nuclear pore; protein binding. Gene Ontology annotation, biological process: ribosomal small subunit export from nucleus; mRNA export from nucleus; protein import into nucleus. The record is from RefSeq and is a predicted model, not a curated record. NCBI's taxonomy places the organism in Eukaryota, Fungi, Ascomycota, Leotiomycetes, Helotiales, Sclerotiniaceae. The transcript is spliced from 2 exons.
AUGCCUCCAGUUCUUGGUUACACACCUACAUGGCUUUCAAAGCCAAAUCCAGGCCAUGAGAUAUUUACAGCGAAACCGACGGGCAUCCAAACAGCUUCUGGAGCUAGUUAUAAUCCGAAUGAGAAGAAAACGAAUAAACCAGGACCGAAGAGAACGAUUGCGCGUAGGGGGACUGAGAUAUUCGUUGCUGUUGGAAAGGAAAUUCGAUGGGCGGAUCUUGUUUACUUGAAGGAAACAUGGGAAAACAAACAAGAGAACCAAAGAAGCUUCUUGAAAGGUAAAUCACGAGCCGAAGAGGAAAUUGAGGCUGAAGAGAAUGUUGCUCGGGAGUAUAGAACACUCAAAAUUCCUAUGGCAGAUGAAAUUCGACAGUUGAUUAUCUCUCCCAAUUCGAAUUUCAUGGCGAUCUUGACAACUCAUACCGUACAUGUCGCAAUCUUACCUGAAACCUCGCAUCUUACAGCCCCCGACAAUGGUCCUAUGAAGAUUAAGACUUUUCACUUGGGUCCAACUACACAUGUCACAUCACGAUCUGGAAUAUCAACUGCGCUGUGGCAUCCAUUGGGCGUUAAUGGAACAUGUUUGGUCACAAUUACAAAAGAUGCCGUUGUUCGCGUAUGGGAAUUGUCUACAACCGAUCGUUGGUCUUUCGACAAACCAACUCUUGUGGUCGAUCUGAAAAAAUUGGCGGAUGGAGUUUCGGCUGAUCAAGAUUUUGGAGCUUCCGUGGCUGGUCAACCAAGCAAAUUUUCUCCGGAUGCUUUUGAGAUGGAGGUAGCAUCGGCUUGUUUUGCAGGUAGAGGAUCUGGAGGUUGGUCACCUAUGACUCUUUGGCUUGCAAUGAGGGAAGGAGAUGUAUAUGCUCUUUGUCCAUUAUUGCCCGAAAAAUGGGCGCCACCACCCACGCUGAUUCCUUCCCUUUCGAUAUCGAUUGUAUCCAAUAUCGCCGCUAUUGAAGAUGAUCCAACUGUAACUCAAGGUAGCAAACUCCUGGCGCAACAACAAUUAGAUUGGAUGACGGAUAUCGACAAUCAAGAUCCAAGCCAGGUUCAGGGAUCUUUGGGUGAGCCGCCAAUUGAGGUUUACACAAGACCUUCUAGACCUGGAAAAGUACCAAGAUUACAAGGUCCAUUCGAUUUUGAGAUGGCCCCCGAGGUUGAGGAUGACGAGGACGAUGAACUAUUCAGUGACAUUUAUGUCAUUGGACCAAAGCUGAAUGCCGAAGAGCUCAUGGAUGGAGAGGAGGACGAUGAGCUUGAGUUAGAUGAGAUCGACAAAGAGGGAUGUUCUAUGAGCGUGAUUUGUUUGCUUACAACUACUGGGCGUAUUUCAAUCUGCCUGGACUUGGUUGGAAUCGAAGCUCAAUGGUUACCGAGAUCGAAUUCAAGGAUGUUACGAUUUCUGGACGACCCGGACCCACCUGUCUUGCUGACUUAUGAAGUUUUGGAUACUUCCAAACCCAAUGAGGUUUGGGAAGGAUGUUGGCCAGUUUUUAGUCAUGAUGUCGAAUCAAGAUAUUCGUUCUUCAUUACCAACAAUUCGAACAUCACAUACAUGUCACUCUCUACAUGGGUAUUCAAGCUCGAGGAAGAAUUAUCCAAAGGCGCAGAGUCUAAUGUUCGACUUGGUGUAGUUGUUAGCACCCCAUCAGAAAGGCAGAGGGUCUAUACGCCACCCAUGAUUGACAAGAAUGCCCCUCUUGCUGCCAGCACAAUUAUUCAAGAUCCUGAUCUUGGCUAUUUCCUUCUUUCCGCAAAUGCUCAUGGCCCAUUAUCUAUCAACUUUGAAUCACCUGAAUUUCAAUUGGAUUUUAACCGUAGCCGUGGUCGCUCAGAAUCAUACGACUCCGAAACCGAUAAUGAUAAACCUCUCGUCUUAUUCGAAGCUCGGCCUGUGUACCAACCAUCUUAUGCUUUGGAACAACCAUCCGAAUUACCCUCUCUUCACGAAAAAAUAAAGCAUAGCAAAUACAAGCGUUUGUUGAAAGAGGAGAUCCGAUUAUCACCAGCUACACUUACGGUCAUGACCGACGCCCAUAAAGUUCUCAGUGAAGAAACCCAUCGCAUUGGUACCGCAGCCGCAGAACUGUUCAGAAAAUGUAUCAAACUUCAGAUUGAGCUUUCAAAACAUAUCAAACAAGCUAACGAAAUUGCAACACGUGUGGAAUCUGUCAUUGGCGAGGAUGUAGAUGAAGAUGAUGAUAAACCUCGAGUGCCACCAAAUGAAAAAAUGGAACGAAGAAUCAAGGAAGCAAAGGACAAACAGAAGAUUUUGAAUGAGAGAAUUGAAAAUAUUAGGAAGAAGAUUCCUAAAAAUACGCAGAGAGAACUGAGUGAUAAGGAGAAAGCGUGGAUAGAAGAGGUGAGGAGUCUUGGUGGAAAGGUACUGGGUGAAGAUAUGGACGGAUCAACGGAGAGUAUGGUGAAGGUCUCGAAGGAUCCUUGGCAGAGGUAUGAAGAGGUGAAGGAACUAAAGGAUGAGGUUUUGAGUCAGGCGAAUGAAUUGGUGAAGGAUGCGGAGAGGGAGAGAGAUGAGGAGCAACAAGAGGAGAGAGAUGGAGACUCAGCAAGGGAUGUACAGGUUCCGUCUGAAUUGAGGAGGAAGAAGGUGGGACAGAUAAUGAAGUUGUUGGAUCGCGAGACGGCUUUGGUGGAGGCUACGAAGGGAAGAUUGGAGAGAUUGAGUUUGGCUUGA